Molecule: messenger RNA, 853 nt
Organism: Phycomyces blakesleeanus NRRL 1555(-)
Lineage: Eukaryota; Fungi; Mucoromycota; Mucoromycetes; Mucorales; Phycomycetaceae
Exons: 4
Coding region: 31-558 (175 amino acids)
Biological process (GO): UDP-N-acetylglucosamine biosynthetic process
Cellular component (GO): Golgi apparatus; endoplasmic reticulum; endoplasmic reticulum-Golgi intermediate compartment
Molecular function (GO): glucosamine 6-phosphate N-acetyltransferase activity; monosaccharide binding
Source: RefSeq, a predicted model, not a curated record
CUCAAUUCAAUUCGACCCAGCACUCUAACCAUGACCUGCAUCACACUCACAGAAACCAGACCCUCUACUCUCUUCUCUCCCAAGCUCAUCUCUCCAGAGGUUCAGAACUCUUUACCAAAUGGCUAUCUCUUGAGACCUCUCAAAAGAGACGACUACAAGAAGGGUGUUCUCGAGAUCCUAGCACAACUAUCGACAGUUGGAGAGAUUACCCAGAAACAAUUUGAAGAACGCUUCGACCUCAUGCAAAAUCUCGGCAGCUAUUAUCUCAUAGUCAUUGAAGACAAUGAUAGAAUUGUUGCAUGUGCUACGUUGAUAAUCGAAUACAAGCUUCUCCAUGGUUGUGGCAAGACUGGUCACAUCGAGGAUGUUGUUGUACAUGACUCACAGCGUGGUAAACGAUUAGGCCAAAGACUCAUUGAACAGAUCAACCACAUGGCAAAAUCCCUUGGUUGUUACAAAUCUAUUCUCAACUGCAACCAGCACAAUGUCCCAUUUUAUGAAAAAUGCAACCUCAGCCUGGCAAACGUGCAGAUGGCACACUACUUUGACCGAGAUUAAUAACAAUCUCUAUUCUUUAUUCUUUAUUUUUUUUUAUAUAUAUUUUGGUUUUUUUUGUAUUAAAUCCAAGCAAAUCAAAUUAGACAAUUUGAUGUUAGAAUAGCUCAUUACACCUGUACCUUACCCAUACCUGCACCUUCAACUACACCUUCACCUACAUCUACACACAAAAUGCAUAUACACACCCUCACACACAUAAACAAUCAAUCAAUCAAUCAAUCAAUCAAUCAAUCAAUCGAUCGAUAUUUUUUAUCAAUUUGCCAGUUUAUCGGUCAAUAUUUGUCAAUCACCACCU